This is a messenger RNA of Tachyglossus aculeatus (Australian echidna), 2534 nucleotides long. It is a transcript of the gene DBT, whose product is annotated as dihydrolipoamide branched chain transacylase E2. Lineage: Eukaryota; Metazoa; Chordata; Mammalia; Monotremata; Tachyglossidae. The coding region runs from base 17 to 1489 and encodes 490 amino acids. Gene Ontology annotation, molecular function: acetyltransferase activity; lipoic acid binding. Gene Ontology annotation, cellular component: cytoplasm; mitochondrion. The record is from RefSeq and is a predicted model, not a curated record. The transcript has 11 exons.
GGGUUUCCGGAGUAAGAUGGCGGCCGUGCGGGUGCUGAGGAGCUGGAGUCGGAGUGCGGGGCGGAUGAUCCGUGUCCAUCAUAUUAGAUCAUGCAGUAGUAUCCACCUCGUAAAGCCAAAAUAUGCUUGCCUCUUCAGUAAGUCACCUUUCAAAUUGAGUCUUCCACGUCGACUACUGAGAACAACCGCUGCCGUAGGUGGACAGAUAGUCCAGUUUAAACUCUCAGACAUUGGAGAAGGGAUUACAGAAGUAACAGUGAAAGAAUGGUACGUAAAAGAAGGAGACACUGUAUCUCAGUUCGAUAGCAUCUGUGAAGUUCAAAGUGAUAAAGCCUCAGUCACUAUUACAAGUCGUUACGACGGCAUCAUUAGGAAACUUCACUAUAAUGUAGAAGAAAAGGCAAAUGUGGGGAAGCCAUUAGUAGAUAUUGAAACGGAAGCUGUGAAAGAUGGAGCACCUGAAGAAGAUGUUGUUGAAACCCCUGCUGUAUCCCAUGAAGAACAUACACACCAAGAGAUUAAGGGCCACAAAACACUAGCAACUCCUGCUGUUCGUCGUCUAGCCAUGGAAAAUAAUAUAAAACUGAGUGAAGUUGUUGGUACUGGAAAAGAUGGCCGCAUCCUUAAAGAAGAUAUUCUCAAUUAUUUGGCAAAGCAAACUGGUGCUAUUUUACCAUCACCAAAGUCAGAAAUUACUCCAUCUUUACCAAAACUUAGCUCAAUACAAACUCCACCAAAAGAAAAAACAAUUCCUCUUCCAAUUUCAAAGCCUGUGGUGUUCACAGGCAACGACAGAACAGAGCCUUUAUCAGGCUUCCACAAAGCUAUGGUCAAGACUAUGACUGCAGCAUUGAAGAUUCCUCAUUUGGGAUACUGUGAUGAGAUAGACCUUACGCAGCUCGUUAAAUUACGAGAAGAAUUAAAACCUCUGGCACUAGCUCAAGGAAUUAAACUGUCAUUUAUGCCCUUUUUCCUAAAGGCUGCAUCUCUGGGAUUAUUGCAUUAUCCUAUCCUUAAUGCUUCCGUGGAUGAAAACUGCCAGAAUAUAACAUAUAAGGCCUCUCAUAAUAUUGGAAUUGCCAUGGAUACUGAACAAGGGCUAAUUGUCCCUAAUGUGAAAAAUGUUCAGGUCUGUAGUGUGUUGGAAAUUGCUGCAGAAUUGAAUCGCCUACAGAAAUUGGGCUCUGCCAAUCAGCUGGGAACCACAGACCUCACAGGGGGAACAUUUACCCUUUCCAACAUUGGAUCAAUUGGUGGGACCUAUGCCAAACCAGUGAUUUUGCCACCUGAAGUAGCAAUUGGAGCUCUUGGCACAAUCCAGGCUCUGCCCCGAUUUAAUGAGAAAGGUGAAGUCUUUAAAGCACAGAUCAUGAAUGUGAGCUGGUCAGCUGAUCACAGAAUUAUUGAUGGCGCCACAAUGUCCCGCUUCUCUAACUUGUGGAAAUUCUACUUGGAAAAUCCAGCUUCUAUGCUGCUAGAUUUGAAAUAAGAAUGGUGAUCCAACUCCUCCUUGAACUUUCUGGGACUCAAAAGAAUAUAUAAAAGCCAGCUUUAUAUAUACAUAUAUAGAAGAGUGUAUAUAUAAAAGCAGGCAUUUUUUCUUCAUUACAACUGACCUUAUAUUGUGUGGAUAAGAUUCCAAGGUACAAUAUCCAUUUAUCACUAAACUGUUACAAUAUUUGUAAUUGAAAUGGUUAGGUUUAUUGUAAUUCUUCUGAGGCUGUCAAAUUUUAUAGGUCAUAAUAUAGGUUUUUUUCUAUGGUGCUGAGAAACUUUGGACUUCUGACAUCUGGCAGCCCCUAGACUGAUAUUACUUAAAACCUAAAACCCAUAUCGGCACUAUGUUUUUUGGUAAACAAACUCUUAAUGGGCUUCCCUAUUGGCUCCUCCUGGUUGGGAAAGGGAGUUUAUAUACCAGAAUUUUUUUCAACUUCCUAAUAGUCAUUAUGCAAAUUUUUGUAUUAAGUGCAUUUCUAUUUAUUGAUAGGUGCCCAAUAUAAUUUUGUUUAGUAGUCUUUCCUGGUGACAUUGGAACAGUACCUGCUAAAUAGUCAUUUGGCAUUAAGGACAGAGUAUACAGUUUACAAAAAUGUAAGCCAGGUUAUGCAGAUGGUUCCCUAAAAUAAGUGUUUAAAAAAAUUAUAUUGGUGAUUUAAAAUUCAAGGUAGACACACUAGGAACAUGUAGUAUCACCUACGUUAAGCCCAUUUUUCCAGCUAAAUGAUAUGGAAUUUCUGACUAUUACUCGAAUUGCUUAGAAGCAUUCAUUAACUUCUCUAAAAAUGGAAGACUAUGUGAUUAAAUAUAAAUCUAACCCGAAACUUAAAUUGUAUAAUCAAUAAUGUAAUUAAGAACAAUAAUUUUAAAAAUAAGCCUUUAGAAGUUUUUGUAGCCUUUAUAAUGUUUAGAUGUGUGUAUCCCCCAAUCCCAUUUCAACCUGUGACAAGUUAAUCAUUCUCAGUAGUAGUAGUGAUAGUAUUUAUUAAGGGCUUACUGUGUGCAGAGCACCGAACUAAGCACUGGGAGAGGAUGUA